Siniperca chuatsi (mandarin fish) is the source of this 3142-nucleotide messenger RNA. Its product is annotated as copine-3-like. NCBI's taxonomy places the organism in Eukaryota, Metazoa, Chordata, Actinopteri, Centrarchiformes, Sinipercidae. The record is from RefSeq and is a predicted model, not a curated record. The transcript has 16 exons. Gene Ontology annotation, molecular function: receptor tyrosine kinase binding; calcium-dependent phospholipid binding. Gene Ontology annotation, cellular component: plasma membrane. Gene Ontology annotation, biological process: ERBB2 signaling pathway; cellular response to calcium ion. The coding region runs from base 189 to 1841 and encodes 550 amino acids.
GUGGGCGUAAUUUUUGCGUGUUGAAGGCAGAGCUCCUAGAUCUCAUUGCGAAACUUUCACAUUCAGAAGGGCGAUACCACCCUGCCGAGUGGCAAUUUCGAGCGUCGCUAGCAUCACCUAACAAUAUAUUUUCUUCUUGUGGAUCCUGUAACGUGUCUCACACUUGCCCCGCUUGUUGCCGGUCAGACAUGGCUACUCAGUGUGUAACUAAGGUGGAGCUGACUGUGUCCUGUGAAAAUCUCCUGGACAGAGACAUCGGCUCAAAGUCCGACCCUCUGUGUGUCUUGUUAAUGAGCAGCUCUGAUUCCCAGUGGUACGAGGCGGGCCGCACAGAGAAAGUCCAGAAUUGCCUCAGCCCAAAGUUUGCAAAAAAGUUUGUCAUCGACUACUACUUUGAAAUAGUGCAGAAACUGAAGUUUGGGAUUUAUGACAUCGACAACAAAACUAUUGACCUGAGUGACGAUGACUUCCUGGGGCAACUGGAGUGCACCUUGGGCCAGGUUGUGUCCAGUAAAAAACUGACCCGACCGCUUGUCUUGAAGAACAAGUCCCCUGCAGGGAAAGGGACCAUCACAAUCAGUGCAGAAGAAAUAAAAGAUAACAGGGUGGUGAAUUUUGAAGUUGAAGCAAGGAAGCUAGAUAACAAGGAUUUCUUUGGGAAGUCCGACCCUUACCUGGAAUUCUACAAGCAGACAGAAACCGGAUGGCAGCUCGCUCACAGGACAGAGGUGGUGAAGAACAACCUGAAUCCAACAUGGAGACCCUUUCGAAUCCCCCUGCAGUCUCUCUGUGGAGGAGACAUGGAGAAAUCUAUAAAAGUUGAGUGUUAUGACUAUGACAACGAUGGCUCACAUGAUCUUAUUGGAACCUUUGAGACCACAAUGACACGCCUCAAAGAAGCAUCUCGAACAUCUCCGGCUGAGUUUGAAUGUAUCAACAAGAAAAAGAAAGAGAAGAAGAAAGGCUACAAGAACUCUGGUAUUGUGAGCGUGAAGCUUUGCCAGGUGGUGAAGGAGUAUACCUUCCUGGAUUAUAUUAUGGGAGGCUGUCAGAUCAACUUCACUGUGGCUGUUGACUUCACAGGCUCCAACGGGGAUCCCAAGUCUCCUCAGUCUCUGCAUUACAUUAGUCCUAAGGGCGUUAACGAAUACCUCUCUGCUAUCUGGUCCGUGGGCAAUGUCAUCCAGGACUAUGACAGUGACAAGAUGUUUCCUGCCUUUGGCUUUGGAGCCCAAAUCCCUCCCACAUGGCAGGUUUCCCAUGAGUUUCCACUCAAUUUCAACCCAUCAAAUCCAUUUUGUGCAGGCAUUGAAGGCGUGGUGGAGGCCUACAGAAUGUGUCUGCCGCAGGUCAAACUCUACGGCCCCACCAACUUCUCCCCUAUCAUCAACCAUGUAGCCUGCUUUGCUAAGCAAGCCCUCCAGCAGACCACUGCAUCACAAUACUUUGUUCUCCUCAUCAUCACUGACGGAGUGAUCACAGACAUGGACGAAACACGUAGUGCCAUCGUCAACGCCUCUCGCCUGCCCAUGUCGAUCAUCAUUAUUGGAGUAGGGGGGGCAGACUUCAGUGCCAUGGAGUUCCUGGAUGGAGACGAUGGACGUCUGCGCUCUCAGACUGGCGAGGCUGCCAUGCGAGACAUUGUCCAGUUUGUGCCAUUCAGGCAGUUCCAAAAUGCUCCGCGGGAAGCGCUGGCAAAGAGUGUGUUGGCAGAAGUACCGGGUCAGCUGGUGGACUUGUUCAAUACCAUGAAGCUGAGUCCACCCAACUCCAAUCCUGCACCCAACUCCAACCCUGCACCCAACUCCGAUCCUGCACCAAACCCUUCAGGGACCAUCUGAUACGAAGAACGAACCCAGACACAGACCAGUCUCACCUCCUGCAGCUAUAAAGCAGAUCCUAGCUUCAUCUCAUUACACAAUUACACAAAUGUCCUUCCUACACUUUCCUAACUCAGCCCUUUUUAUUUCACCACCUCCAAGUGUCAACAUAGACCUAGCUGUUGUUCAGCUGUAAUUCAGUUCUACUGCAACUUAAAAAAAGAAAAGUCAUUCCAUUAUUUUGAAAGAAUAAGUUGAUGGGCACUAUUAAAACUUGUUUAUUUAAAAAAAAUUAUAUAACAGAUAGACAUAAGCCAAACAGCACAAGGAUUUAUAAGCAUUCAUUGUUUCUGUAGUCCUCACUGAAGCAGGGUACCUGCACUGUGUGUAAACUAGCCUGCUGCUGGUUUUUGUAAUGCAUCAUAAGAGUGUCCAAUUUCUUUUUUUAUGCCUGUUUGAUGGCUCCAGCAUCAAGUUAUAAUAGUUAUGUAAAAUGCUUUUACACAUGAAGAUGAUCUUAUAAGCAUGGUGUCAAUAAAUGCAUUAGGGAACUGGUGUGAGUUAGUGGAUGUUUACAUCUUCAGAGAAAUAGCUGCACCACUACUAGUAGCAUAAUUAUGUACAUAUAGCCAAGUAGCUUUGUAGUUGAUGCUGUUUUGGCACAUAGAGUUCAUAUUUACAUUGUUUAUUGUUGCAUAUGCUUUCCUAUGCAUUCACCUAUAAUAACAUGUACUAGAACGACCUAGGAUUUUGUUAUUUUACCAAAUUAAAUGCCAAACUGUGUGUGUGGGUUAUAAACCCCUGUAACCCAGAGCUGUUUAUACCUUAAAGUAUGAAUCAGAAAUAUUGUGAUAACUAGAAAGUAGUCUCAUUGUAGGUUUGAUGGCAUUGUGCCAGUCUCAUCACUAAUGUUUGGUAGACCACAGUAAAGUUACAUUGUGCCAAUUACUUUUGGUUACUUUGCCUGUCAUAUAUAGAUUAGCAAAGACACUAUGGGGUAUUUCCCUGGACAAGGACCCAGACUAAGGAAGGGUUUUUCCAAUGAUAUGGUCAUUGACUUUACAUUUAGUUUAGGUUUCAUCUCUGUUGGGCAAAUGUGUCUUAUAUAGAAAUCUAUGCAUGUUUACUUCAAGUGUGUAUUUCUGUUGUGAUUUGUUAAUUGUUUUUAUAUGGUUGUACAAUGAAAUCUAUAAAACAUGUAUCUGAUGUAUCCUGUCGUGUACCAGCUUAAGUGCUCUAACAGAAAUGGGUAAUGUGGCUUAGUGUUAACCUACAGAAACUGCAUCAAGUUUGCUAAUAAAGCACCUCGUAUUCAAUACAAA